Ixodes scapularis (black-legged tick) is the source of this 7818-nucleotide messenger RNA. RefSeq lists its product as uncharacterized. The transcript has 24 exons. Gene Ontology annotation, cellular component: nucleus. Gene Ontology annotation, biological process: DNA-templated transcription. Gene Ontology annotation, molecular function: protein binding. NCBI's taxonomy places the organism in Eukaryota, Metazoa, Arthropoda, Arachnida, Ixodida, Ixodidae. Bases 209 to 6403 code for a protein of 2064 amino acids. The record is from RefSeq and is a predicted model, not a curated record.
UGGCACCCUCUUUCUCGCGGAAAGGCCGCUCAACGAGGGGCGCUCCCCAGGCCGAGCGGGGACCCACCAGCGGACCUCGAACCCGUGGCAACGACGAAACAAAAAUGGGCGUUUUGAAGAAACAACGCGAACGUCAGCAUCGCAGCGAUUCGGGGAUGUGAACCAGAGAACGCCGACAAGGGCGUUCUCCCUGCCCGGCGUCGUCCCCAUGAUGUCCCAGGACCACCUGCUGAAGCUGGAUGCGGUGCUGUCGUCGGAGCAGAUGCGGGCCUUACUCCAGGAUGCGGGGGGCCCCCACUCGCACUCGGACAAGCUCGACUUCGACGUCCUCGGCAAUGUUGGCGGAGCCGAGGACGGAAGCCAUCCUCUCGCCGCCAUCGAAGACAGCCUGCACGACUUGGAGAACCUGGUGCUUGAGCAAGGCAGUGCGUCGGGCGGCCUGUUCACGGAGACCACGGACGCGGACGUGGAGGCACUGCUCAAGGCCACCCUGGGGGCCGAGGACCUGCUGAGCCCCAUGGAGCUGGUCUUCCUGGACCACUGCUACUCGAUGCCUCUGGGGGCGGUUCCUGUGGGGGAGGGGGUGGGGCUCACGGAGGAACACGCCCACCUUGCGGCACAGCAGGACGUCCGCGACUGCACCUCGCCCUCGGAAGACGUGGACAGCGAAGAGGCUCACAGCUUCGGAGCAUCCUCCCCGGGCUCGCCGCAGCUGCCGUUACGGCGCUCCCAGCGGCAAAUCGAGCGCAUCGAUCGUGAACGCCUGGAGCGAAUCAAGGCCGAGAAUGCGGAGCUGAAGCGCAAGGAGCAGGAGGAGAUGGGGCGGGGCCAGGGGGCGGGUCCCGUUGCCCCCACUGUGCCGGAGGAGGCAGGCACUCCUCCACAGGCUCCGCCCCCCAUGCUGGCGUCUGUGCCUCCUGUCGUGCCGGUUGUAGCGGCACAGCCGGUGCCAGCGGCUGCACCAGUGGCUGCACCUGUGGCUGUGCCUGUGACUGUACCUGUGACUUCACCUGUGUCUCUGCCGGUGCCGGUGGCCGCGGCAUCUCCACUGCAUCAACCAGCGCUGGCGUCCCCGUCGCCGGCGAAGGACAAGGCGCCCAAGGUAUUGGCCCUGCCCGCCCAGCCGUCCCCCGCCAAGCGAAGCAAGCCCAGGAACAGUGAGUCGUUCUCAUCGGACGGGACCCUGGAAGACGUAUCGCUGUCGAGCCCAUCGCAUGGCGUUGAGGAGGCGGCGGCGCGGCCACGGAAGAAGCGGCAGCGGUCGCACGACCUCGACGAGAUUGCCAGGGACGUGGCCAAGCUGCACGAGGCGCCCACGAAGAAGGGCGUUGCCAAGAGAGGGGUGGAGCCGGUUGCCAAAGGGCCCUCGAAGAAGGAUGCAAAGCGGGCGGCAAUUAAGGAGGAGUCGAGGGGUGAGGGGGCGGGGCUUAAGCGGAAGGCGGAGGAGGCGGAGAAGGAGGGCAAGAAGAAGCCUCUGCCGCAGGAGGUGUCGCCCUUCGGGAAGGUGGUCAAAGUGGUCCGGACCACGCCCGAGGUAAAAAAGAAGCCUCGGCGAGAGAGCUUCACAGACGAGCCAGCACUUUUCAGCCAGCCGGAUGUGCUCAUCAAAGAGCACGAGCCUCACUUGGGGCCGAAUCCGCCGUCGACUCCGACGCCUGGUCCGUUGCCGAAUCCGCCGCAAGGCGGUGAAAAAGACAUCCACAUGGAGGAAUCGUCCUACGACACAGUGGAAGCACACGUUGCCCGACUCGCCGGCGGAGAUCACGGUCUGCCACAGGCAUCACCCACAGUCCCCGUCGUCCCGGCUACGGUUGUGGCUACCGCUCCGGCUCCAGCUCUGCCUCCGGCCGUGGCACCAGCUUCGGCUUUGCCCGUGGCCCAUCCGCCGAAGCCGACCCUCGCUACGCACACUCCUAAAGCCUCUCCCAAACCUGCUCAGCCGCCUAAGGUUUCCUUUCCUGCGGCGGUCCAGAAGAAGCCGAACGCUGUGGCUCCGAAGCCCGGCCAGGGACCCGAACGCAAGCGGCCGUUGGCCAUUGCCAUCAAGAGUGCGCCUCCGCCACUGCCGAGCCAGGCCAAGCCAAAGCCGGCCGAGCAUCCGGCUACGCCAGCCCAUCCGCACGUGCCCCCCGCGCAUCCGAAGCCGGCAAAGGCGACGAAGGGAGGGGAGGGUGUGGUCAAAGGGGCAGGGCAUCCGAAGAAGGGGGCAGAGCAACAGGUGAAGAAGGUGAAGGUGCCCAAGCCCGAGCCGCCGCCUCCGUUUCCGCCGGUGGCCGAGCGUCCCAAACGUCAGAGCAAAGAGAAGUUCAAGAGGGCCAUGAUGCGGAAACGAGAGAUGGGUCGGAGGGUGGACGACGAGGAUGUGGACGACAGCUCCGAGGAGCAGCACGGCUCCGACUGGUCUUCAGAGGACGAUCCGGAGAAGCUGUGGUGCAUCUGCCGGCAGCCUCACAACGACAAGUUCAUGAUCCAGUGCGACAAGUGUGAGGACUGGUUCCACGGCACGUGCGUCGGGGUGACCAGGCAGCAGGGGCGCCUUUGGGAGAAGGAGAACCGGGAGUGGAUGUGCCCCAAGUGUGCCAAAGCACUGGGGGUCGAGUCCCUCACCCCGGCACCGGCCAAGAAGGAAGCUCAGCACCCGCCCGACGGGAAGUCUCAACCCAAAGCGUUGCCCAAGGUGGAGACACCCGUGAAACUGGCUCCCAAGGGGGUGCUGAGGGAGUGCCUGGUGUGCAAGCGACGGACAGAAUGCGUGGGUCUCUACUGCGGUCGGGACUGCAUCGCCAAGUAUGUCAACGACGCCAGCCAGACCAUCAAGGCGGCAAAGCUGGACGGAGAGCGCCGGCUCAUGUUUACGGAACGUAGCUCUGGCAAGCUGGUGGCCGGGGUCCAAACCCCGACCCCCGACAAGCUCACAGACUGGCUUGUGCGCAACCCCACGUAUGAGCUGGCGGUGGCGCGGACCCCGUCGCGUCCCCCCUCGCAGAAGCCGCCCCAGCCGAAGACGACACCGGCCAAGGUGCCGACGCCGGCCAAGGUGUCGACGCCUGCCAAGACGCCGACGCCCGCCAAGCCGGCCAAGCAGCCGACGCCGCAGUCGACGCACGUCGUCGUUCAGACGACAGUGGCCACUGCGGCUGCGCCGUCGGUGGCUGGUGCAGUCCCGGUCGGCACGGCUCCCGCCGAGAACGUGGUGGCGGCAGCGACUCCAGAGGUGAAGAAGCAGCCACCCCCACAGCCGGAAAUCGAGCCGGUCCGCAUCAAUGUCCGGAAGGUGCUUCGAGACUCCCUUUCUAACAGGUGCAAGGAUGCAGACGACAUUUCGUUGUCCGGUGACGAGGUGAAGCGCAUGGCCGUGCGCAUUGAGGAGGAGCUCUUCAAGUACUUCAAGGACACGGGCACCAAGUACAAGUCCAAGUACCGCAGCCUUGUCUUCAACAUCAAAGACACUCGCAACCAGGGCUUGUUUCGCAAGAUCCUCAAGGGCAAGAUAGCUCCGGACAAGCUGGUACGGAUGACCCCUGAGGAACUGGCUUCCAAGGAACUGGCCAAGUGGCGGGAGCGGGAGAACCAGCAUACGCUGGAGAUGAUCAAGAAGGAGCAGAUGGAGGCGGCCCAGAACGUGACGUCGCACGCCCUCAUCAAGAAGACUCACAAGGGGGAGGUGGAGAUCGACGACGACAACCUCAGGCUGCUCGAGAAAGCAGACGAGAAGUCGACGACGGAGCAGCCCGAGCCCGUGGUGACGACGACUCCCCGGGUGUCCACGGGCGGAUCGACGGGCAGCGCCAUCUUAGACGCGGCCGAGCGGCCGGGGAGGGACACGACGGAUGCGCACCGUUCGCACCUUUUUGACCUCAACUGCAAAAUCUGCACGGGCAAGGUGGCACCCCCGCCUCUGCCAACCACCAGCACGGACGAAGUUCCGGCGGCUUCGGUGUCGCCCCAGCACCGGCGGAGGGGGUCGGCCACGCCCGCGGACACGGGAACAGACCUGUCCUCAUCGUCUUCCUCAUCGUCUUCGGCGUCGUCGUCGGCCCACGCGUCACCCCCCCCGCCCCCUCCCCCCACGAGGGAGGGGGCCACCUCCUCAAGGAGCGACACCCCUCCCCCUCCUCCUCCUCCCCCCUCCUCCCACUCGGAAAAGAAGGGCAAGAAGUCGGCCUCCAGGAGGUCGCGGGACGACUCUUCAGAUUUGGAGCCCAGCUCAACCGUUUCCCUCGGGUCCCCGGACUCUGGCGUCUCGGGCAGCAGGGGCUCCCAGGGGGGCAAGGGGCCCAGCUCAGUUUGGAAGGGCUUCAUCAGCAUGCAGGAGGUGUCCAAGUUUGUCACCAGUGCCUACAAGGUCUCGGGACCCACAGACUUCCUCUCCCAGGACAUCCCUGACACUAUCAACGUUUGCGGCAGGAUCAUCCCAGACCAGGUCUGGGACUACCUAAGCAAGAUCAAGCAGUCUGGCAACAAAGAGCUGCUGGUGAUCCGGUUCCAGCCGGCCAACGAGGAGGAGAAGAAGCCGUACCGAGAGCUGUAUGGCUACCUGAACUCGCGCAAGCGCUGCGGAGUGGUCGGAGGCCUGUCUCGCAUGCUGAAGGACUUCUACAUCCUGCCCCUGCCUUCCCACAGUCCCGUGCCCACCGUGCUCAUGCCCUUCGAGGGGCCCGGGUUGAUGUCUGGCCGACCCCACAUGCUGCUCGGCAUCAUUGUACGCCACAAGAACCGCCCAAAGGGAACUGGAAAGGGCUCCAGGGCCUCCUGGGCGGAGCGUUCGUCUUCCCUGGACGCCGCCUCGUACACGCCCCCUCCCCCCGAAACGACACCCUCCGGAGGCAACUCGGACGAUGAGGAACCUUACGAGCCCUCGUACACUCCGCCCCUGGAGAAGCGGCGCUCGCGGCGCAAGGGGGAGGAGCUCCAUCCCGAAGACGACGACGACGUCCCGUACGACCCCGAGGACAACGACGUCGGGUUCGGGCCUGCCGGCUCUGGGAGCGGGGCUUCCGAGGCCCCUCCCCCUGCGGGCGGGGCCACGGAAGCCACACCCCGGGUGGGCGGAGCCGGUUCCCUGGUGUCGGGCCAGACCGUGAGCGAGCUGAUUGAGCGCAUCUCGGCCGGGGCGAACCCGGCGGAGGUGACCACUUCCGUGCUGGCGUCCAUCGCCACCAAUUCGGAUCUGGAGCACCAGAAGCGGUUACUGGUGGAACUGACGCAAGAGGUGGAAGAGCAGAAGAGACUCAUCGAGCUACAACGGCUACAGGCCAUUACGAUGGUCAUGAACAAGGCAGGUCCGACGGCACCGGGCCCCUCCCAGACCUCCAAGACCAGCGACGCGUCUGGCAUCCCGUUCCUGGACAGUUCCCUUCCUAUGGACACGGGGCUGUCCUUCUUGAGCGGUGGCUCCGCCCCCACGGCGGGCUCUGGCCCCGCAGCGGGCUCCACCUCCUGCAGUCUGCCGUCGACCCUCCAGGAGCUGCUGAACAAAGUGAAGGCGCCGCCCCCCGCCCCGUCUUCCACAGUCGCUCCGCCCCCCGGCCCCGCCCCGAGCGUGGGGGCGCUGCUGGCGUCCGUCGCGGCAAUCCCGUCUCCACCCCAGCAGCCGAGCGCCAAGAAGCCCAUCGCGGAAGAUCCAAUCGUGAAGCACUUUGCGGGGGAUGCCACUCCAGAGUCGGACUCCGAGGCCCUGGCAGCUGGAGAGACUCCGCCCCCGCCGGGGGAGAGCGUGGACGAUGCAGUCGUUGCCGCCCUCGCAAUCCCCGCAGGGGCCGCCGCAGUAACUUCGCGGUCUCCCGGGACCCCAACCAAGGACGAGUUGAUCGUCGAAGAAGCUAGGCCGCAAGACCCGCGGCGACGAAAGGCCGCGGGAGCGGCCCCCACUCCGACUCCAGCGCCUGCGGUCCCCGUGGUCGUGCCGACGCCGCCCGUUCCCACUGCCGCUGCCGGCACCAGCGCAACCCCCGGUUCAACCGGCAGCAAGCUGGGCGCCAAGUCGGCGAGCGAACUAAUGGAAAUGGCGCGCAAACAGCUGGAGGAGAUGGAAGGGGUGGCCAUGGCACCCUCGAUGCCCGUGGCGCCUCCCGCCCCGGCGCCCAUGUUCGUGCAGCCGCCCCCCGCGGUCCCCGUGGCUCCGCCCAUGAUGGGAGCCCCGCCCCCCGGCAUGUACGGGCCGCCCCCUCCGAUGGACGGAGGCUUCGUACCGCCCCCUCCGCAGGGGAUGGGAUUCCCGCCCGAAGCCCAGUGGGGCCCUGCGGGAGGGCCGCCAGGGUACUGGAAGGGCCCGCCCCCUUCUGUCCCGCCCCCUCCCCCGCCCACCGGCUGGAAUGGGGGCGGGAGGGGGGACUACAGGCAAAGGGGAGGAGACUGGAGAAGCGGGGGCGGGAGGCGGAGCCAGUGGGACCAGCGGCGCUGAAGAAAUGGUGGCGUCGGGCUGGACGUUGAAGCGUGAAGGGUGCGCCGGUGCGCAGCGCACUCUACGAAGCGACCGAUAGCAACAUAAAUCGGGAACGUGCUUCGUAGACGAUGCAGUAUCACCCGCUGCGCCAGUCGACAGCUGUGGCACCCGUUGUAAACGGCAUUUUCAUUGUUUAUUUUUUUUUCUUUUCGAGAAAUGUUUUUGGGUUUCUGGCCCGUCUUUAGUCAGCAUGUCUUCUUCGUUUUGCUUUCGCCGAUGUACAGAAGGAGCGUGGGGUAUGUGUACAUAGAGAGCCGGGGGAGAGCAGUCAUAAUCACUCGUCGUAGUCGCACUCUGCUUGCCCCCGUACCGCUCCCCCCUCGCUCCGCAGCAGUUUUGGAGAUUUUCCAGAAGGGGGCCGUUUUACAGUGUACAGGGACAUCUUCGGUCUGCAGCACCAUUUUUUACCCCCUUUGAAAAAAAGCUUUUUUUUUUUUUUUUUGCCAGAAAGUUUCAUCUUCAUGCACUGUACAUAGUCUGUUCUCCCAACCCAUGCUUUUUAAUGUAAUAAAUGCAUGUUCACCUUGCAUUAUCAUGCCAGUUUUAAAAUGAAAUAAAACAAAGGGUAUAAGAAGGAAUGUCAGGCUAGAAUCUUGGAUGCGGUUCUUUCAAGUCAAAUCGCUCCUGUGGCCAAAGCUCUCGACGGGAUUACCUAUACUUGUUUUUACCUCGAGAACCGUAGUAAAAAAAAAGCCCGGCUCCUCGUGGGGCAUUACUAAUUUACCCCUUCAUGGGGAGAACUAAAUAUAUGUAGGUACAUUUUAGAUUAGAUAUAUGUCAAGACAUGUAAAUUUUAAACUCCAAAAGUAAUGCUUCUUUCUCCAACAACCCAAUCUUGUAAGCACUACUUCACGCAACUUGUGAACAAUGCGCAAAACUUUUUUUUUCUUGAGGUAAAAAGGAGUAUGGAUGCAAUUGGCUCUUCAAACAAGGUUGGUAAUGAAACGGUGAGAACUGUUUUUCUCGUUCUUCCAUUCCAUUAGAAGAACUAUAACCUAAACAAAGGAAACCAAGCACGCUGCUUUCAUCAGUUUAUGAAAAAACAAUUGAAUAUGUUUAAUGGUGUAGCAGGCACCAAAAAAAACAUGCAUACAGCACUGGACUAGGCACCUACUCGUGGUCAAGUAUAUGUAAAGACUGAAUUUUGAGUGGCAAAUCUUCACCACCAGAGGGCAGUGCAUGAUGAUACCUUUUAAGGGAAUUUUUUGUGUGCAAUGACCGUUGGCAAGAUUUUGUUUUUGUUUGUUUUCUUGCACCAUGGUAUGAAUGCUGCAGAUCCUGCUUGUGAUGACGAACUGUUGUAGCCAAGACUAAAUAAAGGCAAGUAGAUAUCUCCCCCCUUUGGAGGAUAAGCACCUACUCUUCACUAAGAA